GGCGGAAGCGGGCGGCGCGGCGGGCCGGUAAGCCGGGCCGAGGGGCAGCGGGUCUUGGAGUCGCCAGGCCGCGCUCUCCGUUCAUCGCGACAGGUGGCCCCCGCGUCGGCCCCUGCCUCGCCCCUUCGCCUCCACUCCCCCUUCCUCUCGCCUGUGUCCCUUCUCUCGCCAUUUUGCUGGCCUUUCCCAUCCACUGCGUUCAGCCCCUCACACCCCCCCGCCCCCCGCCCGCCAACCCUUCUCACUUCUCCCCUCCUGUCCCUUUGUCCUCUCUCGGCCUCCCUCUUUCCCCUACUCCAAGUGCGCGACUCCCUCUAAAACCCGGGACCGCUCACUCUGCAGUCACCAUGGCAACCACUCUCCGUGGCGGUCCCUGCGCGCAGUCCUCCUAAGAGUAGAGGGCUCUGCAGGGCGCGGGGCUGUCGGAUGCCGCCCCUGACCUUGCGCCGGGGCCACUCGCUGUGGCCGGAGACCAGCCCUGCCCCGUGCCUCCCUCCUGCAAGGACAGAUCCCCUCUCGCAGGCUUGGGGGUGACCCGCGAUGGGAGGGGUCCCUGCGGUUAGGCGGCCCCGCGAUGGACCGCGGUCACCGUCCUGGGGCCUGGGUGGAAGCACUGAGCGCGCACAGGGAGGGCGGCUGGGUGAAGAUCCCUGCCACAGGGCCUCUGCUCGCUUAGGCUCUGUUGAAAAGGAUAGAAACGAUUGGAAAGACUUUGGCCUUUUUACCUUAGACACAUCGGUAUUGUUUCAUUUUUUUUUAAGGUCUCAUCCGGAAGAUGGAUCGGCUUCUGAGGGAGAGAAGGAAGGGAAUAAUGAAAGCCACAUGGUGUCACCACCAGAGAAGGUUGAUGGCCAGAAAGGUGAAGAAGCUGUUGGUAGCACAGAGCAUCCUGAAGAAGUCACAACCCAAGCGGAAGCUGCAAUUGAAGAGGGGGAGGUCGAGACAGAAGGGGAAGCUGCAGUGGAAGGGGAAGAGGAGGCUGUGUCCUAUGGAGAUGCUGAAAGCGAAGAGGAAUAUUACUAUAAAGAAACUUCAUCCCCCGAAGGGCAAACCAGUGCUACAGAUAUGACUUACCCAUAUUUCAGUCCUCCUCAGGAACUGCCUGGAGAGGAGGCGUACGAUAGUGCUAGCGGGGAAGCUGGUCUCGAAGGCUCCCAGCAAGAGGCCACCGGUCCACCAGAAUCCAGAGAAGGGAGGGUCACCUCCCUGGAGCCAUCCCACGGAGUCUUAGGCCCGUCGGAGCAAAUGGGCCAAGUCACCUCUGGGCCAGCAGUGGGAAGAUUGACAGGAUCCACAGAGGAGCCCCAGGGGCAGGUGCUCCCGAUGGGCGCCCGGCACCGCUUCCGGCUGAGCCACGGGAGCGACAUCGAGUCCUCAGACCUGGAGGAGUUCGUCUCGCAGGAGCCAGUGAUCCCCCCAGGGGUGCCCGAUGCCCACCCCAGGAAAGAAGACCUGCCAGUGUUCCAGGACCAGAUCCAGCAGCCCAGCACCGAGGAAGGGGCCGUGGCAGAGAGAGUGGAGUCCGAGGGGAGUGACGAGGAAGCAGAAGAUGAAGGGUCCCAGCUGGUAGUCUUGGACCCAGACCACCCCCUGAUGGUAAGAUUCCAGGCUGCCCUGAAGAACUACCUGAACCGACAGAUCGAAAAGUUGAAGCUGGACCUCCAAGAGCUGGUUGUGGCUACCAAGCAGAGCCGAGCCCAGCGGCAGGAGCUGGGGGUGAAUCUCUAUGAGGUGCAGCAGCACCUGGUACACCUGCAGAAGCUGCUGGAGAAGAGUCACGACCGCCACGCAAUGGCCUCGAGCGAGCGCAGGCAGAAGGAGGAGGAGCUGCAGGGCGCCCGCGCACUCUAUGCCAAGACCUGCGCGGCCGCCAACGAGGAGCGCAAAAAGCUGGCAGCUCUGCAGACUGAGAUGGAGAACUUGGCCCUGCAUCUCUUCUACAUGCAGAACAUCGACCAGGACACGCGUGACGACAUCCGUGUGAUGAAGCAAGUGGUGAAGAAGGCCGAGACGGAGAGGAUCCGGGCGGAAAUCGAGAAGAAAAAGCAGGACCUGUAUGUGGACCAGCUCACCACUCGAGCCCAGCAGCUGGAAGAAGACAUUGCCCUGUUUGAGGCCCAGUACUUGGCCCAAGCUGAGGACACCCGGAUUUUAAGGAAAGCAGUGAGUGAGGCCUGCACAGAGAUCGAUGCCAUCAGCAUGGAGAAGAGGCGCAUCAUGCAGCAGUGGGCCACCAGCCUGGUGGGCAUGAAGCACCGCGACGAGGCACACCGGGCAGUGCUGGAGGCGCUCAGAGAAUGCCAGCAUCAAGCCAAAUCCAUCGACAGCGAGAUUGAGGCCUGUAAGAAAUCCAUCACGAAGGAGGAAGAAAAGAACGAGAAGCUGGCGAGCAUCCUGAACCGGACAGAGACGGAAGCCGCGCUGCUGCAGAAGCUCACCACCCAGUGCCUGACCAAGCAUGUGGCCCUGCAGAGCCAGUUCAACACCUACAGGCUCACCCUGCAGGACACAGAGGAUGCCCUCAGCCAGGACCAGCUGGAACAAAUGAUACUCACGGAGGAGCUGCAGGCCAUCCGCCAAGCCAUCCAGGGCGAGCUGGAGCUCAGGAGGAAGACGGACGCUGCCAUCCGGGAGAAGUUGCAGGAGCACAUGACCUCCAACAAGACCACCAAAUACUUCAACCAGCUCAUCCUGAGGCUGCAGAAGGAGAAGACCAACAUGAUGACACAUCUUUCCAAAAUCGACGGUGACAUUGCCCAGACCACCCUGGACAUCACACACACCAGCAGCAGGCUGGACGCACACCGGAAGACACUGGUGGAGCUGGACCAGGACGUGAAGAAAGUCAACGAGCUCAUCACCAACAGCCAGAGCGAGAUCUCCCGGCGCACGAUCCUGAUCGAGAGGAAGCAAGGGCUCAUCAACUUCCUCAACAAGCAGCUGGAGCGGAUGGUCUCCGAGCUGGGGGGGGAAGAAGUGGGGCCCCUGGAGCUUGAAAUCAAAAGGCUGAGCAAGCUGAUCGACGAGCACAAUGCCAAGGCGGUCCAGGCCCAGGUGACCUGGCUGCGCCUGCAGCAGGAGAUGGUCAAGGUGACACAGGAGCAGGAGGAACAGCUGGCCUCCCUGGACGCAUCCAAGAAGGAGCUCCACAUCAUGGAGCAGAAGAAACUACGAGUAGAAAGCAAGAUUGAGCAGGAGAAGAAGGAGCAGAAGGAGAUCGAGCACCACAUGAAGGACCUGGACAACGACCUGAAGAAGCUCAACAUGUUGAUGAAUAAAAACCGGUGCAGCUCGGAGGAGCUGGAGCAGAACAACCGGGUGACGGAGAAUGAGUUCGUGCGCUCGCUGAAGGCCUCUGAGAGGGAGACCAUCAAGAUGCAGGACAAGCUGAACCAGCUCAGCGAGGAGAAGGCGACCCUCCUGAAUCAACUGGUGGAAGCAGAACACCAGAUUAUGCUUUGGGAGAAAAAAAUCCAACUGGCAAAAGAGAUGCGUUCCUCAGUGGAUUCCGAGAUCGGCCAGACAGAGAUCCGGGCUAUGAAGGGCGAGGUCCACAGGAUGAAGGUCAGGUUCGGGCAGCUGCUGAAGCAGCGGGAGAAGAUGAUCCGUGCCAUGGAGCUGGCGGUUGCCCGCAGAGAGACCAUCACCACCCAGGCCGAGGGGCAGCGCAAGAUGGACAGGAAGGUGCUCACCCGCACCGACUUCCACCACAAGCAGCUUGAGCUGCGCCGGAAAAUCAGGGACGUUCGCAAGGCCACCGACGAGUGCACCAAAACCAUCCUGGAACUGGAAGAAACACAAAGAAAUGUGAGCAGCUCCCUCCUAGAGAAGCAGCAAAAGCUGUCGGUGAUUCAGGCAGACUUCGACACACUCGAGGCCGACCUCACCCGGCUUGGGGCCCUCAAACAACAGAACCUUUCAGAGAUUGUGGCCCUGCAGACGCGCCUUAAGCACCUACAGGCUGUGAAGGAGGGGCGCUACGUGUUCUUGUUCCGCUCUAAGCAGUCCCUAGUGCUGGAGCGCCAGCGCCUGGACAAGCGGCUGGCUCUCAUCGCCACCAUCCUGGACCGCGUGCGGGACGAGUACCCCCAGUUCCAGGAGGCCCUGCACAAGGUCAGCCAGAUGAUCGCCAACAAGCUCGAGUCACCGGGGCCCUCCUAGGGAGCAGCCUGGAUCCCGCUCUGCAAGGCCUCCAGGAAGAGAUCCGGAAUUGUGUUUAUUAUGAGGGACUUGGAAUCUUUUGUGUUCCUAAAAACCACAUGUACCCUCAGAAGGGCAUCGUUUAAGAGAAAUAAGCCAGCCCCACCCAUAUGAAUCUUUUUAGCCACUCAGCAAUUUAAUAAACCAGGUAAAAUCCUAGCGUUUCCCAUGGCAUCCCAUCGCAAAGACAGAGCCUGUGACUGCAGACCCACACUCCCACACUGGGCUUACUCGUCCAGGUAACACUUUGGUUUGCAGCACUCCCAAAUCUGCACGUGCCUCUCACAACACAGCGCUGGCACAGGUCCGCGAGCUGGUGGGCUGAGCAGAGGUGAGAAAGUUAAGGCGGCUCCAGCCAGCCGGGCCCGGGAGGCUGCUCCCCACCAACACUUCCCUCUACUAGGUGCAUCUGAAAACCCACAAACCACCUUCUUUACCAGUUUUUCCCAUCCCCACCCCUUAGAAAGCUCAGGUCCCUUUUCCUGCCCCCAUGUCCCCAUUUGAGUUAAAUUCAGAUCCACAACUUGCAGGAGAAAGUCAGUGGCCCCAGACACACUUAACAGGGUAAGCACUGAAAUAAGAGCACGCUGGGGCGUCCACACCAAGGGACUACGCCCCAGUCUGCCCACCUACCUCUUCUCCAUCAUUAACCCAGCGCUCUUUCUCCCGGGACUUCCAACUACCAAUGACCUUGGGGCUUCUUUGCAGUUUAAAGGGAAAAUGCUCUACAAAAUAAUUUCACUUUCAUACAUUUCAGCAGAAGAAUAAAAUCUUUUUUCUGAAUAUCUAAUAA
Messenger RNA from Pongo pygmaeus (Bornean orangutan), 4993 nucleotides. It is a transcript of the gene CCDC40, whose product is annotated as coiled-coil domain 40 molecular ruler complex subunit. Gene Ontology annotation, cellular component: cytoplasm; cilium. Gene Ontology annotation, biological process: axoneme assembly; epithelial cilium movement involved in determination of left/right asymmetry; heart looping. Lineage: Eukaryota; Metazoa; Chordata; Mammalia; Primates; Hominidae. The record is from RefSeq and is a predicted model, not a curated record. The coding region runs from base 541 to 4161 and encodes 1206 amino acids. The transcript has 20 exons.